This is a messenger RNA of Mesorhabditis belari, 432 nucleotides long. The record is from the annotation of a GenBank genome assembly. NCBI's taxonomy places the organism in Eukaryota, Metazoa, Nematoda, Chromadorea, Rhabditida, Rhabditidae.
AUGUCAACGUCUUCCAUUUUCUGCAAGCAACCUACAACGAGAUGUCAACGUCUUUCAAGUUUCUAUGAGAACAAACUUGGGAGAUCUGGAAGUGCAUCACCAGACGAGUUUUGUGAAGAAUGUUCACUGAAAAGUGUGAACUAUGCCGAGAAACGAGACAAGAUGAUCUUCAAAAAGCUCGUCCCAUUAUUUGGAGUGUGCUGUUUUGUGGUGAUCGUUCAAUGCUCGGAUGAGGGAUCAAAUUCUGAUCGAGUUGAUCGUCUCGGUGCUCCACUUGGACCCAAUGAACAAAUUGGUGAUCAAUCGAAUGCAAAUGGUGUCAUGCCUUUUAGUAUUUGUUCGUGUGGAUGGGGUGCUUGUGUGCCGGCUCCUGGAUACACAGGCAGUUGGACCUGCGGUGAUAAUUAUGCCUAUCAUUGUUGUGGAGGGAAA